UCUCGUAGCAAACAUCCGCUGGAGCAGGCAGGAUUAUGAAAGCAUGAUUAGUGAGCACUUUGUAACUGCGCCAGCGGCUGUGAGCGGACAGAUGGCCCGGCUCGGAUGGCGUAUUUAGGACCGCGGCUGGGACCGUCUCGCUUCUUCCUCCCCGGUGUGUCCGCGCUCAGACUCCUCGGCUCGGUCGGGAUGGACGACAUGGGUCUGGCCAUGAGUCGGUCCUCGCUGGAGCGGCUCGACUUUGACAACGUCGCCUUGAAGAAACUUCCCGUAGACCCGUCCGAGGAGCCGGGGGUCCGGCAGGUGAAAGGAGCGUGUUUCUCUCGGGUCAAGCCGCAGCCGCUGACCAAGCCGCGGUUCGUGGCCGUGUCGCACGAAGCCCUGGCGCUGCUGGGGCUGGACGGAGCCGAAGUCAUGGACGACCCCCGGGGGCCAGAGUACCUCAGCGGGUCCAGAGUGAUGCCCGGGUCCGAGCCCGCCGCUCACUGCUACUGCGGCCACCAGUUCGGCCAGUUCGCCGGGCAGCUGGGCGACGGGGCGGCCUGCUACCUGGGCGAGGUGAAGGUGCCGCCCGGCCAGGAUCCCGAACUUCUCCGGGAAAACCCGAGCGGCCGGUGGGAGAUCCAGGUGAAAGGAGCUGGACUGACCCCCUAUUCCAGACAAGCUGAUGGUCGUAAGGUGCUGCGCUCCAGUAUCAGAGAGUUCCUGUGCAGCGAGGCCAUGUUCUUCCUGGGCGUUCCCACCACCAGAGCCGGUUCUGUCGUGACCUCUGACAGCAGGGUCAUACGGGACGUGUACUACAGCGGGAACCCUCGCCAUGAGAGGUGCUCUGUGGUCCUCCGCAUCGCGCCCACCUUCCUCAGGUUCGGGUCCUUUGAGAUCUUCAAGCAGGCCGAUGAGUUCACGGGCCGCCAGGGUCCGAGCUACGGCCGUGACGAGAUUCGAGGUCAGAUGUUGGAUUAUGUCAUCGAGAUGUUCUAUCCUGAGAUCCAGCAGAACUACCCAGACCGGGUGGAGAGGAACGUGGCGUUCUUCAGAGAGGUGAUGCUUCGUACGGCUCGCCUGGUGGCCCAGUGGCAGUGUGUAGGGUUCUGUCACGGAGUCCUGAACACAGACAACAUGAGCAUCCUGGGCGUCACGCUGGACUACGGUCCGUAUGGCUUCAUGGACAGGUUUGAUCCAGAUUUCAUUUGCAAUGCCUCCGACAACUCCGGCCGGUACUCCUACCAGGCCCAGCCGGCCAUCUGCAGGUGGAACCUGGUGAAGCUGGCAGAGGCUCUUGCUCCAGAGCUGCCACCGGACCGGGCCGAAGCUGUUAUGGACGAGUACCUGGAUCUGUUCAACCGCUUCUACCUGGACAACAUGAGGAAGAAGCUGGGUUUGCUGCAGAAGGAGGAGCCCGAGGACGAGAUCCUGAUCACUCAGCUGCUGCAGACGAUGCACAACACAGGUGCUGACUUCACCAACACCUUCCGCAGCCUGAGUCAGAUCUCCUGUCCCGCUGAGGGAGAAGGUGAGGGAGAAGUUGUCAAAAAAGCUGCAGACCUGCUGCUGGAUCAGUGUGCCUCCUUAGAGGAGCUCAAAGCUGCCAACAAACCCACCAUGGAUCCACGCGAGCUGGCGAUGCUGCUGUCUAUGGCUCAGAGCAAUCCAGCGCUGUUCCAGAUGAUCUCAGACAGAGCGACCAUAGCGAGGCAGCUAGACAGGCUGAGCAGACUGAAAGACCUGAUGGAGAGCAGCCAGGAGGAGCUGACGGCCAAGCACGCCGACGACUGGACCUCCUGGAUCACACGCUAUAGGAAACGUCUGGCUCUGGAGCUGGAGGGCCAGAGCGAUGUGCAGGCCGUGCAGGAGGAGAGGGUGAGGGUGAUGGACGGCACCAACCCCAGAGUGGUGCUCAGGAACUACAUCGCCCAGAAUGCCAUCGAGGCUGCUGAGAACGGGGACUUCUCUGAGGUCCAGCGGGUCCUCAAGGUUCUGGAGAGGCCCUUCUGUUCUCAGACUGGUCUGGAGCUUCCUGCGUGGGCCGGCGGCGACGGAGCGGCGGCACAGGGAGAAAGAGACGAAGGAGAGGAGCAGCAGCAGGAAGCGUCCACGUCCACGGCGAGAAGCGCCGUCCCCUACGACAGCAAGCCGCCUGCUUGGGCGCACGAAAUCUGCGUCACAUGAUCUUCGUAAUAACUUCCUUGACCGUGAGCUGUCCCGCCUGAAGUAAUCAGAGUUUCAUGGUGUUUAAAUUCUAUAUUUGUACCUUUUAUAUCCCACCACACACUCUUCUAGCCGAGCUCUGGGUUACUGUGGCGGGGCAGCAUCAAGGAAGUUAGCAUGAGGCAGGACACCCCAUAGGCCGGCUGGAUGACACACACACAGGCAGGAAGUGUUGGGUUUGGUUCUACAGAUACAGAACAUCACAGUCUGACCAUAUCUGGUUAAAAAGGGCUGUGAAGUGAGUUUUAGAGUCUGGCUUCUUCCCAGUUGCAGCAGGUUUUAAUGCUGAUAGGUGGAGGACAUCUGACGGCGAGAUGGGAAGAAGGUUUCAUACAACACUGUGCACAUGCAGUUUAUGAAAUGCACUUUUUAUUUGUUUGGGGUUUGUGAGUGUACAGAACCUUCACCUGCCUGUUGGGUGUUCAGCAGCUAUUGAUGACGAGUCAGGCAACCAGUCGGACAGCGACCCGUCUGACUCUGACACGCUGAGGGGUGUCUCCUCAACACAAACCAAAUAUAUGACGUGUCUGUGGAGGAAAGGGAGCGAUUGCACUUGAUUUAAAAAAAUAAAAAACAAAUAAAAUCCAAGCCGCAGUAGAUGAACACGCACAACGCCUUCUCCAAUAGAGAAGCUUUGCCUUCUGCCAUCGUCACAGCACCACUGCAUAGACACUGAACCUUAGCUCACCUUUAUUCUCUUAUCCACUAUACCCAGUAUACCCAGUAUACCCAGUAAGAGUUAUAACUGAAACUAAUUAAGGGAAGGAACACUGAGAAUGUGACUCUUCCAGCUUGUGGCCAUCCAGAAACAGGAAGUCUGUGGUCGAUUGUGCCACAGAGGUAACUGUGUGUGAAGGGAAAGGCCCGGAUGCCCAUUGAUGAGCUGGUGGUUCCUGUGGUUCUGUUUAUCAGAUCAGCAGCACUCGUACAACUGGCACAUCUGGAUCCAGGUUCUGUCGAGCAAAACACAUGAAAAAUAAUCGCAUUGAAAUUCUGCUUAAUGUCUGAUUAAAGUGUCUGAACUGUA
Stegastes partitus (bicolor damselfish) is the source of this 3235-nucleotide messenger RNA. It is a transcript of the gene selenoo1, whose product is annotated as selenoprotein O1. The record is from RefSeq and is a predicted model, not a curated record. Bases 106 to 2169 code for a protein of 687 amino acids. Lineage: Eukaryota; Metazoa; Chordata; Actinopteri; Pomacentridae. The transcript has 9 exons.